UCAUACGGCAUCCACACAAUCGGCAUGGAGAGCAAAGAAUGGCAGCAGACGGUCAAAGACCAAACCUUCAUAAUCUCGACGGCACCGACGCUUCCCCAUGCAUUCAUCCAGCAAGCAUUCAGCACGUCAGCCAUGUACUGGGCCAAGCCUGUGUCGUCUGAACAUGUGCAGAAGCUCGUCGACAACUCGUGCACACUAGGCCUCUACUGCCUUGAGAACACCAACGACGGCAAACAUCAACGCACGCCCAUUGGAAUGGCACGCAUGGUGACCGACUACGUAACGCUCGCGUACCUAACGGACGUGUACGUACAAGACGAGUAUCAGGGCCUGGGACUGGGCAAGUGGAUGGUUCGAUGCUGCCGGGCCAUUGCGGUGGAUAUGCCGGAACUUCGGUUCAUGAUCCUUCUGACGGGCUCUGAGCAGGCGCAGAAUCUGUACAGGAGGGAACUGGGCAUGAAGGUGAUGGGGAGCGAGGAGAAACUAACGGCCAUGGGCGCGCGAAGAGCGAGCCUGGAGGAAGCGGCGGCAUCACCACCAAGCUGA
Molecule: messenger RNA, 546 nt
Organism: Periconia digitata
Lineage: Eukaryota; Fungi; Ascomycota; Dothideomycetes; Pleosporales; Periconiaceae
Source: the annotation of a GenBank genome assembly